Talaromyces stipitatus ATCC 10500 is the source of this 1291-nucleotide messenger RNA. RefSeq lists its product as uncharacterized. The transcript has 3 exons. Bases 500 to 1036 code for a protein of 178 amino acids. The record is from RefSeq and is a predicted model, not a curated record. Lineage: Eukaryota; Fungi; Ascomycota; Eurotiomycetes; Eurotiales; Trichocomaceae.
GUCCUGAACAGACUCAAAGAACGUUUUCCUAUAUAACAAUCUGCAUAUGCAUAUGCAAGUUACAUUUAAUUGGUAUAUCUGUCUCGUACCUUUUGCGCUUCUAUCGAUACCCCAUUCAAUACAGUUGAACGAUGAUGGAAUGAAACGACCCAACGUACUAGUUGCCCUAGGUGCGGAGACCCAGACGUGGCUCGCAUAAACAGACAGAACCACCGCCAGAUCAUAAAUCGUGGUGGGCUCUGAUUUGAAAAUUGGAAUUGUGUCCUGGGUAAACAUCAGGUGCAAUUCUACCAAUUUCUGUCCCUCUCGCCAUCACGUAUCAAAACGCGCGAGCUGUUUGCGCCCAAAUUCAAGCGGAACAGUAUACAAAACGUCGUACGACGGAUCGAGAUCUCAAGUUGAAUUGACGAUAAUAUUUUUCAGAAAAUUGGUGGACCUGUGACUCAGACGACAAUUUCUUACCUCCUCCGGGAGUCUUAUUCUUUGCACUCAACUCAACAUGCCGACAUACAGACGUACAACAGCUAGGAGACGGUAUCAAUGGCCAGAACUGCAACUAAACAUAUGGCUUAUCACAGUCCUAGCCGGCUCGGGGACAUGUCUGGGAAUAUUCGCCUGGUUCAUGGCAGUUCAAACGCAACUGAAAUUGGGAAUACCAUGGCUCUUCCCAUUCAUGACCGUCUGCGGAGCCCUCGGCGUCAUAUUCUGUCUCAUCAUCCUCAUCCUCGCGGCGCAACGAUUCCUCCUCCCCGGUAUAAUAAUAAUCGGCAGCUUCUUGCUCUUCACGUUAUGGUUGACGGGUUUGAUUGAGACGGGUCUGCAGCUUUACGGCGCUCAGGCAAAUGUCAAUUCGAAUUGUCAGAAUUUUGUGUCGAAUAUGCCAUUUUCGGGGAAUACGGUGGAGGCUUUGGCUUGGUUGACGCAGAAUAAUAUAUGUAAUUGCUGGAAAGCGGCGUUUGCAUUUGAGCUUGUGAAUACAGUGUUUUAUUUUUGGAUGAUGGUCAUGUCAUGGCAAGUGCAUCGGGAUGCCAGUUGAUUGAUCAAUUGUCAUACAUAUUAUGUGUCGUUAUGGUGUGAAUAGAGGCGAAGUGUGUUUUGUAUUUUUGUAUCAUCAUGAGUGGGGUAUGAUGUUUAUGUACUUGGAGCACGAUGUUUUCGAUAAGGGUUGGGGUUAUUAGGGUUAGGGCUAAGCACACGGCAUGACUGAACUUCCCCUCUUCGCUCUCAAUGCUCUCGUGUUAUUCGCUCUAUUCAUAUCAGCUGCUCAGCCACGAUGCUAUACCCAACCCAA